Hemibagrus wyckioides is the source of this 7398-nucleotide messenger RNA. It is a transcript of the gene sorbs2b, whose product is annotated as sorbin and SH3 domain containing 2b. The record is from RefSeq and is a predicted model, not a curated record. Gene Ontology annotation, cellular component: plasma membrane. The transcript has 29 exons. Gene Ontology annotation, molecular function: protein binding. NCBI's taxonomy places the organism in Eukaryota, Metazoa, Chordata, Actinopteri, Siluriformes, Bagridae. Bases 384 to 4553 code for a protein of 1389 amino acids.
CAUUGAUGCUCGUUUCUGCUCCUCAGCAGGAAAACACGCGGGAGACUGAAUACUAAUCAGAAGGAGGAUGUUUCGGAGAGCUGUAGUCGGUUAGCUGUUAGCUCCAGCACCCGGACAUUGUACAUAAACGUGCUGAAUCCCAGCUCCAUUUGCGCGCGACGGUGUCAGUAUUGCGCGUUUUAAUUCUGAUCAAACAAACAACAACAAAAAAAAAGAUAGGAGACAGAAGUAUCUGGAGGAUAUGGACCUGUGGGGUUACUCAGAUUUUUUGGAUCUUGUUUAAGAAACGGACAGCAGCCUACCAGUUUAACGCUGGAAAUCUCAGAGUCCACCUAGGCUGAAGAGGAAGAAAGGGAAGUGAAGCUUGCUGCCUGGCAGCACUGAUGUCUGUCAGCUCUAACGCAUAUCUUGGCUCGCUUUUAAUGCCUGGACCGUGUGAUUUUAAGACCACACUAGAGGAAGAUUUCUUCAACAUGAAUACAGACAGCGGAGGACGAGCGCACAAGAGCACCACGCUCUCACUCACACUAACCCCCAUGAAGAGAAUCCAGAGUUCCCCAAAUCUGUGUGGGCUUGCAGGCACAGAAUCUCCAGUGACAGAUUCAGAUAUGUGGUGGAACUACAGUACUGGAGAUGCUCUAAGAAAUGGCAACAUGGCCAGUUCCUCUUUGGCAGCUAAAGGGUACAGAAGUGUUAGGCCGAACCUGCAGGAUAAGAAGUCGCCCACACCGGGCCUCGCUCCUCACAGAGAGAGCUCUCAGCUGCAUCCUCCUGACUGUAAUCCAGGAACAUUUAGCCUCCAUAAUUAUCCCACACAAUGUCAUGAUGGCGCACUGCUCAUAACACACAACUCAUUCUCCAGGGGAGCGAUAUCUGCAAGCUCAGAGCAGAGCUACAGAGGCAACCAGUUCUCUGACUCUGACACCACUGCCUCGGGAGAGCCUCCCAGCUUUAGCAAUUUCCCCAAUGUAUGUGGCCCUGAGAAACCUAACAUGCAUCCAUCGCCCUUAGAUCACCUUAACUCACACUCCCUGGAUAGGCAGAAAAAGAGACAUGUAGCCUCUCUGACCAUUUGCAUUACACCACGGCAUCAGACAGAAGGCAGAUACACACAGACUCUGUCUCUCAGCCCCCAUACUCCACCCAAAAGGAAGGACCCUCUGGAUUCCAGAACAGUCUUUUACUCUUCACUGCCCCCUGCAGUCCAACAAGUGGCCUACCCAGGACCAGUGCUGGCCACCCGCUUGCCCUCUAACAGGCCACACUUCUCCACUGACUACACCUGCUCUCAGGCCUCUGAGCACCAGUCACAUCCUCUUUCCCACGGGCUUGCCUAUUCCAACUUGGAUCCAUAUCCAGUUCCGAGUGUCUGUUCCUCUCGUGCUCAGAGCCUGUCUUCUAUAGCCAUGCUGGAGGAGCUGAGAACAUGUGGAGUAGACUCGGAGGGAGGUUCUGAGACCCCUUCACCCACCCACUGCCAGCUGAGCAGUUCCACUGACAACAUGGCGAUAGACAUCCCUACAGCUAGCACUGCGAAUGGCCAAGGAACAGUAAAUGGAAGUGUUGGUGUGACUGCAGGCCUAAAGAGUCACCUCCACAGACCCUUUUCCCCUUCCACAUACCCUCCUCUUCCCUCUUUCAGCCCUACUCUCACAGCCAUGCAGCAGGGCCGGAGCACUCCCUCUGAGUCCAUUUCUCCAGUCUAUGCUACUGUGGGAUUAGUAACUUCUAUGAAUGCACCAGAUGAUGAGAGGAGAGGUACAGUGGGCAAAGCUCCCAAUUACUCAGGCUUUGGCCCUGUGGAUGAGUCUGGAGAUCCCAUUGCAACCAGGACUACUGUGGACAGACCAAAAGACUGGUACAAGAAUAUGUUCAAGCAGAUUCACAUGGUGCAUAAACCAGAGUUUGAAUAUUCUUCUUCCCAUACGGUCACUCAACCUACUAUAGACAACGAGAAGCAUAGUCCAAAUAAUAAUGUCCAGGCACACCCUGCACCUAAGAGCACUACAUACAGACCCAUAACUAAGAGCAUCUCUGAUAAUGGCACAUGCGGAUUCAGAACAUCCAGCUCCUCUUCCCUGCCAACUUCGUCAUCAGCUCAGCCAAUGUCUCACAACCGUAAUAUCCACCAGAGUGGCAGCAGCACUCCAGACAUAAAUCAGUGGGGUCCUCCAGAUAGAAAAGUGGACACUCGCAAAUACAGAGCCGAGCCCAGGAGUAUCUUUGACUACGAGCCAGGGAAAUCCUCUAUUCUAGAUCAAGAGAAAGCAAUGAAUAACUUAACACCAGAAGAGCUAGCUUUAGAGAAUGAGCCCUGGUAUAAGUUCUUUUCAGAGCUGGAGUUUGGACGGCCGCCUCCUAAAAAACGCCUGGAUUAUGAUCCGGAGAGUGCUCUCCGAAUACGUAAUGAGACCUUUCUUUAUCAGCCUUCUGCUGACAGGAGCUUUGAACGGCCCUCGAGUUCUGCCAGCGAUAACAGGACGAGAAGGAAGUCAGAGCCCACGGCCUCCCAGUCUCGGACUCAAAGCUCAAUAAGCUCCACCCAGAGCAUCGGAAAAACAGCUAAGAUUCAUCCUCCUGACCUUCCUGAACCAACCAGGACCAGGAGCACCCAGAGAAAGUCCUUAAACACCCCUUCCACUUCCUCCUUAUCGAGGUCAAAAGAUCAAGACACAUCCAGAGGUUAUUCCUACCCUGACGUAGGCCGACAAACUCCACAGAGCAGGAGGCCUACACCUGAAGUCAGAGAGAAACUGCCAGCCAGAGCUAUAUACGAUUUUAAGGCACUGACAGCGAAAGAGCUUUCAUUCAAUAAAGGAGAGAUUGUAUACAUCACACGGCAGAUAGAUAAUAACUGGUAUGAAGGAGAACACCAUGGGAAAGUGGGCAUCUUUCCUAUUUCUUAUGUGGAGAAAAUCUCGCCAUCAGACAGACAACAGCCUGUAAGGCCACCUCCUCCUGCCCAGAGUACAGAGAUUGGAGAAGCUGUGGCUCGCUACAACUUCAGCGCAGACACUAAUGUGGAGCUUUCUUUAAGAAAGGGUGAGCGUGUUAUAGUGCUGCGCCAAGUGGACCAGAACUGGUUUGCAGGAAAGAUCCCUGGGACAAACAAACAUGGCAUCUUUCCAGUGUCUUAUGUAGACAUCAUCAAGAAAUCACCUAUAAAAAGUCCUAGCCAGUCACCAGGAGUUGCACAUAGUUCCUCCAGCGACCGAAUGAACAGCAGGCCAUCAUCUGCACACCUCAUGACCUGCUCUCCCUCGUCCACUACCCGCCAGCCCACAUCACCCUCCCUCAGCUCCCAGAGAGCAGCUCAUCUCCAGGCAGUGACUGGCGAGUGGCUCGCCCUCACCCUCGGUCUGUCUCCCUCAGGCACUCCUGCCCCUACACCUCCCCCUUUACCCUCUAAUUUUCAGCUAGAUUAUGAAAGGCUGGACUCCCCUGCUGCCACUGCUCUGGGCCCCUUCCCUUCCCUCACGCCCCGCACCCUCACCUCUCCACUCAAAGAGGGUCACUUUGUUCCUAUAAGCUCUCCAAAAUCGUACAUGUCACCUGAGCCCAGUCCCUCACCUCAGGCCUACCUCACUUCAGCCUCUUUUACCCCUUCCCCUAUCUCCCCUACUUUUGACUCCAGCCCCAAGUGUGGCAGUGUAAUUGAAGUGAACACAAGUCUCAAGCCUGGUCUGCUUGAGAAAGAGCUACGUUUUUUAGAUAGCUGUGGCUUUGAGAAGUUGGACUCACCAAGAUCUUGCUGCCCAAUUGAUCUGGUUGUGUAUGAGCCUGAUGAUCAACCAUCAUCCUCAAAGUACCCCUUAUCCUCCAGAGAAACUGAGGAGGAUGUUUGUGAAGAGCUUGUGUCCAUCAUCCAGGCCUGUCAGGCAGAGCGCCCCAUUGUGGAGACAGCAGAUUUUUAUAGGCAAGAGCUGACUGCUUCAGAAGAUUUACCCAAACUGUUCAUAGAGGAGGAUCCAGGUGAAGACAGCAGGGCUUAUUCAGACUCCCAGCCAUCAAAUACCUUCACUCCAGUUCGCCCGGUUUGUAGUCUGAUGUCAGAUCAUGAGCAGGCCGAAAGUCCCCCUAUGAGUCCAUCAUCCCCUAUCUCUUCAAAGCCUUUGAUUUCCACAUCCCCUACAUUUCCCAAGUUCUCCUCCCCCCGCUCCACCCCUCCACUCCCCGGGGUGUCUCAUUCCCCUCCUCCUUCCUCCAAACAGCUCCGCUCCUCCAAGGUCAAGCCUGUGUUAAGGCAUGAUGUUGUGGUUGUCGGUAAGCCCCCCCGUAGCCCUGUGAUGUCUAGGAGGUCCUGUGGAUCGCCUGUUAGAGGGCAAAACUAUUCACCGUCCCAUAGGCGUCCAACACAGGAUUCUCUGGAAGGUGGUGGAGAACCGUUUCAGGCCCUGUAUACUUACAUGCCACGCAACGAGGAUGAGCUGGAACUGAAAGAAGGAGACAUUGUCGAUGUGAUGGAGAAAUGUGAUGAUGGCUGGUUUGUAGGGACGUCCAGGAAGACCAAUUUUUUUGGAACCUUCCCCGGAAACUAUGUGAAGAAGCUCUAAGCUGAACUUCUCUCUCUGUUCGUCUGUACCCUUCUGCUGAAGCCACAAAGAGUAGAUGGAGAAUGUCGCCUGUUUGUCAGCAUCAUAAUAUUACCAUCAGCCCAAAACUGCAUGAGAAACGUGUGUGAAAACUAGUCUCAUUGGUCUUGGAGUGGAUUAUUACACCUUGUACAUUAGCUGAAGGACUGGAAUCCCUCAGUUCUCAAACAAUCAUAUAUAAACAUGGAAUUGCAUCAAAGACUUCAAAAGAUGGCUUUUUGGAUUGCCUAUAUUUUUAACAUUAUUUUUCAUUAAAAAACAAUCGGCAUGCCGGCCUUUUAGUAAAGAUGACGAAUUUCAAAGGAAAGAAUUAACAAAGUGCCCUAUUUAUCUUUAUUUAUUGAGAGGCAUAUAUAUUUUUUCUUGUUUUUGGGGUACAUUGGAAGGUUUAGAAAAUAGAUUAGGAAUGUUGUGUUGUUAUGGAGACAAGGACGUGCCCCUGCUAAUCUGAACCUGCAGUCUGAUCUAAUCUACAUCUAGAUUGACCAGUAUUGCAGUGUCAUGCUGAGUCUUCACUACACCUAGCACAUGCACAUACAACAUGGUUCAGAAUAAACGCCCUCACAUUUUCGAUGGUUUCUGUCCCUCCGGCAUUCCUAUAAAUAUAUGAAGGAUUUUCUAAAUGCUUAUCACAUUUUUUAGGUCAGAGAAUGUCAUGUUUUAUACAAUGCAAAAGUCAUUAACAUUGAUUUUUUUUUUUUUUUUUGAGAAUAACAGUUCGCACUGCAUAGCUGUUGUUUUUGCAUUGUAAUGGUAUCAUUUAAUUGAACCACAAUAAUGCCUACUGCCUAAUGCUAAUAUUUAAUGCCAUAUGAUCAUGCACACUGUAAUCUUUUAUUUAUAACUCAACAUGAUAUAGCUUGUAUGUAAUAUGGCCUUUUAAUAUAUAUGAAUCUGAGUGAAAUGUGUAUUUUAAAAAAAAAAGAAAUCUAUUAUUUUAAUCCAUUCAUUCAAUAAGUGCUAUUCUCUUUCAAAAAUUAUUAUAUAUUUUGUUAAAUUUUAUUCUUCAAUACGUGUUUUGUUCAGGCUUUAAGAAAUUACAAUUCAUUUUUUAAUUUUUUUUUUUUUCCAAAUUCUACCCAGAAGCUAAAUCUCCCCAUCACAGGACUGAGGAGGGUGGAGUAAACAUGUACUUCCUCAGAGACACAUGAAUCCAUCGUAUCUUUUCAAACUGUUACUCAUAGAGCAUUAAAAGGUAGCUUAAUACACUUUGGAGGAAAGCACUAUCUACCUUGUAAUCAAUACAUGAGCUCAUAGAUAUCCACGAUCACCUAGUGUCGCUCUGAAUUACAGGAGAGAGACAGUAAUGCCAUCUCUUCCACCUUGAGAGCGUGGACAAUUUGAUUCUCUUGACUCACGAAUAGCUGUGGUAUCAUAGGGAGCUGGAGGACAGGCAAAAGCUUUUCUGUUGCAUCACUCUGGAGUCCCCCAAACCUUAUGGUUUGUCUCAAGCACAAAAUUCAUCCAAAAGCACCUGCGUUAUCUGUGUUGUCAUGCAUUAGUUUACCAGCUUCUUCAUAAAGCAUUAAACAAUCAGUGCAAGAUUCCAAUCAAAUCUACAGUAUGUAAAAGUCUAAAAAUGUCUCCAGUGACCUCAUGAAAAUAAUAAUGACACUGUUCUACUGUGGAGAGGAAGAGACUUAGCACUAAAUGGAGCUAUAGCUUCAUGAUCACUGACCUCAACAAGUAUUAAAGUUACCCAGUAACCACUGCAGUGCUUUGUGUUGGUGUCUUAGUUACAUGAGAACCGUGCGCUUAUUUAAACUAGAUCCCUAGUCUUCCACCUUUAAGUAGCAGAAGUGAGGUAUAGUUGCUGUUAUAUUGUACUCGGUGAAUAACUCUACCCAUGUCCUUUAUGCAAUUCAGUGUAGAAUAUAACACAAAACUAUGUAUAUCUGUCCAGGAAAUGAAGUGUCCAAGUGUUAACUGUGUAAAAGAUGGAAAUAUAUAGAAGAAUUAAUUUGACACUAUGUUUAAACGGACUGUAAGGCAUAAAGAUGCAAAUCAACAAUAACCAGAUGAAUCAAAUCAAUGUGAUUGAAUUAUAAAGACUAUCAUGUUCAAGUUUUGUCAUACUAAUAUUGAUUAACUGAACACUUAACAAAUGUGCAGUAUUUUUUUCAUACUGUGAUUAUCUGAUGCUCAGUAAAUUAAAAAGAUGUAAUUAGAUCAGUGUUGAGAUGCCAAAUAUGUACACUACAGGCCAACUGCGUGAAAGCAACACCAGCAAUGUAAAUCUUAAAACAUUUCCUUUUACAUGGUGAAAAAAAUAUGUGUAUUAACUUGGAUGAAAAGAGUUGGCUGGAUGCCUGCAGCAGUUGUGUACGGCUGAAUUCAAAAGGUUUUAUAUCUAGCAAAAAAAAAUGGGCUCCUUUUGCUUGACUGAUUUCAGACAUCCUUUUAUGAAGUUUCAUCAUGUAUGUUGCUGGUAUAACAUUCCAAGCCUUUGUAAAUCCUUUCUAAAUCAUUUUUGACAUGUUUUUCUAACUGAGCAGUCGGACUGGAGGAUACCUUAGUAAAUGUAUAAUAAACAUCAUAUUAUGUUGGUUAAGAAUUCAUUAAAAAAAAAAAAAAUCACAGCUUGUUUCCACACUUUUGGCCUGUAGUAUGUAUAUAUAUAUAUGUGUGUGUGUAUAUACUGUAGUUAAAGAUCACAGUGUCUUCCCAUCUGUGGACAGUAUAUGCAGACGUCCACCAGGACAUCAUCUCUAAAAGCAAUCUCUUCAACCCAAGGCCAAUGUUUAUUUUUAUAUUUCUUUCUUGUUUCUCUCUGUGGAACUGUACAUUUAAUAAAUAGUCGCUAAUC